Molecule: messenger RNA, 1455 nt
Organism: Gastrolobium bilobum
Lineage: Eukaryota; Viridiplantae; Streptophyta; Magnoliopsida; Fabales; Fabaceae
Product: 7-deoxyloganetin glucosyltransferase-like
Exons: 2
Coding region: 1-1455 (484 amino acids)
Molecular function (GO): UDP-glycosyltransferase activity
Source: RefSeq, a predicted model, not a curated record
AUGGCUUUUGUACCUGAAAUAAAGAAGCCACACGCUCUUUUGAUUCCAUUUCCAAUACAAGGUCACAUAAACCCGUUUCUAAAAUUAGCAAAGCUCCUCCACAGCAAAGGUUUCCACAUAACCUUUGUCAACAGUGAGUUCAACCACAAACGCUUGCUCAGGUCAAGAGGCCCUAAUGCUCUCAAUGGUUUGCCAGAUUUCCACUUUGAGACCAUCCCAGAUGGUCUCCCUCCUACCAACAUUGAUGCAACUCAAAGCAUACCUGAUCUUUGUGACUCUACCAGAAACAACUCUUUUGUCCCAUUCAUCAACCUUAUCUCAAAACUUAAUGACACUAAGGCUUCUCAUGAUGCUCCUCCAGUGACUUGUAUAAUCUCAGAUGGUAUCAUGUCCUUCACAAUUAAAGCUUCUCAGCAAUUUGGGUUACCCAACAUACUCUUUUGGACUCACAGUGCUUGUGGUUUCAUGAGCUUCAAAGAAUGCAAGAAUCUCAUGGAGAGAGGCCUAACACCACUUAAAGAUGCUAACUAUCUGACAAAUGGGCAUCUAGACACCAUCAUAGAUUGGAUCCCUGGCAUGAAGAAUAUUACUCUGAGGGACCUUCCUGGUAUCUAUCGUACCACAGAUCCAAAUGAUAUACUUUUGGACUUUGUAGUAGAACAAGUUGAAGCAGCUUCAAAAGCUUCUGCUAUUAUUCUGCCAACUUUUGAUGCCUUAGAGCCUGAUGUGCUGAAUGCACUCUCCACAAUGUUUCCUAAACUUUACAGCGUAGGCCCGCUAGAGUUGCUUCUUGAUCAAACUUCAGAGAGCAGAUUUGAAUCUAUUAAAUGUAAUUUGUGGAAAGAAGAGUCUGAGUGUCUCAAAUGGCUGGAUUCACAGGAACCCAAUUCUGUUCUCUAUGUCAAUUUUGGCAGUGUUAUAGUCAUGAGUCCUCAACAACUUGUUGAAUUCGCUUGGGGAUUGGCAAAUAGCAAGAAAAACUUCUUGUGGGUGAUUAGGCCUGAUUUAGUUAAGGGUGAGGCCUCAAUUGUGCCACCAGAAAUUGUAGCAGAGAUCAAAGACAAAGGUCUAAUGGUGGGUUGGUGUCCUCAAGAGGAAGUUCUAAAGCACCCAUCAGUGGCUGGGUUUUUGACUCACUGUGGUUGGAAUUCCACACUUGAAAGCAUAUGCAAUGGGGUGCCUCUGAUCUGUUGUCCAUUUUUCAAUGACCAAAUUCUCAAUUGCAGGUAUAUUUGUGGUGAAUGGGCUUUUGGUAUGGAGAUGAAUGGUGAUAAUGUAAAAAGGGAUGAAGUGGAGAAGCUUGUGAGGGAGUUGAUACGGGGUGAAAAGGGUAAGGAGAUGAAGAAAAAAGCCAUUGAGUGGAAGAAAUUAGCAGAAGAAGCCACCAACACUAAUGGUUCAUCCUUUUUGAAUUUGGAAAAACUGGUAAAUGAAGUGCUGCUUUUCAAGAAUUAG